CAUAUUUAAAUAACUUGACAUUCUCAAAAAUAAGGAGCUACUAUCUCAAGGUCCUUUUAAAGCAAUUUGCUUCAAAUGAAAACAAUGAAGUCUUUUAGCUUGGAAGUUAUCGUUUUCCUUUGUAAGGUAUUUUUGAGUGGAUUUGCGGAGGAGUCUCCAUGUACACCUGGCUUAGAGUCGGAGUUGCUGGUUUUUAAAGUGCACCAAGAUGAACUUUACAAGGGAAAAACACUAGGAAGAGUAAAUUUUAAUACAUGCAAUGGAAAAACAAGAACACUCUUUCAGUCUGUUGACAAGCGGUUUGAUGUGAACGAGGAUGGGACUGUUACACUGAAGAGACCACUGACUCUUCAUGAGGCUUACGUGGUGUUUUCAGUGCAUGCUUGGGAUGCCAAUGGCAAGAAGCACACUGUAUCUAUCAAAGUUGAAUUUGUCCAACAUCUUAAUGGGCAUCACAAGGAUACAGUCAUGAACAUCUCCUCUCCACAGAUAGAAUCUCCACUUGAUCCACCUUUGGCAUUUGCAAGGUCUUCAGCACGUCUAAAGAGAGCACCGGGAGGCUGGAUUAUCCCUCCGAUCAUUCUUCUUGAGAAUAGCAGAGGGCCAUUCCCAAUGAAACUGGCCCAGAUAAAGUCAGAGUAUGCCAAGGAAGUUCAAAUGGUAUACCGCCUCACAGGCGAAGGGGCAGAUCUGGAACCAAAGGGGAUUUUCACUAUUGAUAAAUUUACAGGGAAUCUGUUUGUGACUAAUCCACUCGACAGAGAAAAAAAAGCUUCAUACAGACUUGUAGCUCAUGCUGAAGCACGUGAAGUGGCUAAUAUAAGAGAAAAUCCAAUGGAAGUUAUCAUCAAUGUGUUUGACCAAAAUGAUAACAAGCCUGUAUUUACUCAAAAUCCUUUUAAUGGACAUGUUCCUGAAGCUGCUGAAAAAGGUUAUGAGUUUAUGACCGUCACAGCCACUGAUGCAGAUGACACGAUAGAAACGACCAACGGUAUAGUCCGCUAUACGAUUGUCAGCCAAGAGCCAAAACUUCCAAAAGCGAACAUGUUUGAUAUCAACGUUGUAUCUGGAAGCAUUUUCGUGCAAGAACUAGGCAUGGACAGAGAGCAAUGGCCCAAAUAUACUUUGUUAAUCGCGGCUACUGACAUGGAAGGAAGUGGUAUGGCAACCACUGGCACAGCAGUUAUUACAAUUACUGACAGCAAUGAUAAUCCUCCUAAGUUUGAUCCAAUAACGUACAGUGUAUCUAUUACUAAGAAGGAAGUGGAACUGCUUGCAAAAUGCAUGUUACUAAUGAAGAAGAUGCUGGAUCAAGUGCCUGGACACAAUCAUACACAAAUAGGGCCCAUAGGGUAACAAGAAAUACAUUCUGUCUGCGAUGAUUCAUUUAUAAAACCUAUGCAUAUUUUUGCUGUGAAGAUUAAAUCCAUAAUGUCUUUAUGAAAAAUGUGAAUGUGUCAGUAUAAUUCUUAUUAUUUUGUAGAAUUAUUCAUAAAAUCGAGCUGUUGCCUGUACCAUGAUGGUAGCUCAAAAAAAUCAGGAUUAGUUUUGAGUUGACAAAACUAAACCAAUCUGGCUUUGUUGGUACCAUGAUGCUGAUAAUCAACAUUCUUUGUUCUUUUGUGCUUCAUUACACCAUUUUAAUGUAAAAUUACAUGAAAUGUCUGGUUA
Molecule: messenger RNA, 1671 nt
Organism: Carassius auratus (goldfish)
Lineage: Eukaryota; Metazoa; Chordata; Actinopteri; Cypriniformes; Cyprinidae
Product: cadherin-1-like
Exons: 9
Coding region: 76-1356 (426 amino acids)
Biological process (GO): homophilic cell-cell adhesion; cell-cell junction assembly; cell migration
Cellular component (GO): cytoplasm; plasma membrane; catenin complex
Molecular function (GO): calcium ion binding; cadherin binding; beta-catenin binding
Source: RefSeq, a predicted model, not a curated record